GGAAAUUCCUCGGUAGGAAUUCCGCGCGAGAGCCUCUCCCCUGAAAAUGAGAAAAGAACGUGGCAUGGAAAACAGUAUACAAUCCGAUAGUGAGAAAGAACAUAAACCAAAAAGAAAAAAAAUGGAGGAAAAUGACACGGAAGAAAGUGUGGAUAACAAUUUUACAAAUAGAGAGCCGCAAAUAUGUGAUGUUACAGAAAAUAAAUGUACAACAGAUUUAUUGCCAAAGACAAAGGAAAACAGUAUACAAUCCGAUAGUGAGAAAGAACAUAAACCAAAAAGAAAAAAAUGGAGGAAAAUGACACGGAAGAAAGUGUGGAUAACAAUUUUACAAAUAGAGAGCCGCAAAUAUGUGAUGUUACAGAAAAUAAAUGUACAACAGUUUUAUUGCCAAAGACAAAGGAAAUGGAUUUAA
This is a messenger RNA of Temnothorax curvispinosus, 415 nucleotides long. RefSeq lists its product as uncharacterized. NCBI's taxonomy places the organism in Eukaryota, Metazoa, Arthropoda, Insecta, Hymenoptera, Formicidae. The record is from RefSeq and is a predicted model, not a curated record. Bases 47 to 415 code for a protein of 122 amino acids. The transcript has 4 exons.